UUAGCAAAACAUCCUCAUACUUUAUAGCUCCACCCACUUUCUCUGUCACACUAUAAACACAGAAAACGAAUGUUUAUUCAGAGAAAUCUAAACUGGUUUCCACAUACUCCUCUCUCUUACUCUGUGUCUGAGGAAAAUGGCCGAGGCCAACAUUUCAGUAGAUCAGGACCAGUUCAUCUGUCCAGUGUGUCUGGAUCUCCUGAAGGAUCCGGUGGCGAUCCCCUGUGGUCACAGUUUCUGUAAGGUGUGUAUUAAUAUCUCCUGGGAUCAGGAGGAUCAGGAGGGCGUCUACAGCUGUCCUCAGUGCAGAGACACUUUCACUCCGAGGCCUGUUCUACGCAGAAACAACAUGCUGGCUGAAGUGGUGGAGAAACUGAAGAAGACUGAAGUCCAAGCUGCUUCUCCUGCUCACUGUUACGCUGGACCUGGAGAUGUGGAGUGUGAUUUCUGCACCGGGAGAAAACACAAAGCCGUCAAGUCCUGUCUGGUGUGUCUGGCUUCAUUUUGUGAAAUUCAUCUGAAACCUCAUCUAGAGGUUUCUGCUUUGAAAAAACACACAUUAAUCGAAGCCUCAGCAAAACUACAAGAGAAGAUCUGCUCUCAACAUGAUAAAAUAAUGGAGAUCUACUGUCGUACCGAUCAGACCUGCAUCUGUUACUUGUGUAUGAUGAAUAAUCACAAAGGACACGACACCGUCACAGUCACAGCAGAAAGAGCCGAAAAACAGAGAGAGUUAAAGGAGGAGCAGAUGAAAUCCCAGCAGAGAAUCCAGGAGAAGCAGAAGAAGGUGCAGGAGCUGAAACAGACUGUGAACACUAUAAAGUUCCAAACACAGACAGCAGUGGAGGACAGUGAGAUAAUCUUUACUGAGAUGAUCAGCUCCAUGGAGAAAAGGCGCUCGGAGGUGACGGAGCUGAUCAGAGCUCAGGAGAAGGCUGAACUGAGUCGAGCUGAACGACUCCUGGAGCAACUGGAGCAGGAGAUCGCUGAUCUUCAGAGGAGAGUCACUGAGAUGGAGGAGCUUUCACACACACACGAUCACGUCCACUUCCUCCAGACUUUCGCUUCUGGACGUCAGUCUCCUCCAUUAGACAGACCAGAGUUUCAGACAUCCAGCAUCACUGACCUUCAACAUCUCUCAUUUGAUGGAGUGAGGAAUUCUCUCUCGGACCUGAAGAAGCGAUUCAAGGAAUUCUGUAAGGAGGAAUUCAACAAACUCCUUCCACAUGCUGCAGCGGUUCAGCAGGCGAUUUCACCAUCAGAGCCAGAAAGCAGAGAAGAUUUUCUGAAAUAUUUCCAUUAUCUGACUCUGGAUCCAAACACGGCAUAUCGUCACCUCAGACUGUCUGAGAACGACAGAGUGGUGAGGUACAGCGAGAGAAAGAUGACGUUCUUUGAUCAUCCAGAAAGCUUUGAAUGCUUUGCUCAGGUGUUGAGUAAGGAGAGUGUGUGUGGACGCUGUUACUGGGAGGUGGAGUGGAGCGGUGAUGGUGUGUCCAUAUCGGUCUCAUAUAAAGGGAUCGGAAGGAAAGGACGGGGUGACGAGUGUCUGUUUGGACGCAACAAUCAGUCCUGGAGUCUGUGGUGUUCUUCUUCUUCCCUCUCUUUCUAUCACAACAACAUUAAGACCGAGCUCAGAGUUCCAUCAUCCUCCAGAAUAGGAGUGUAUGUGGAUCACAGUACAGGAACUCUGUCCUUCUACAGCAUCUCUGACACGAUGAGGCUCUUCCACAGAGUCCGCACCACAUUCACUCAGCCUCUAUACACCGGGUUCUGGGUGGGUAUUCAAUCACUUGUGAGGUUGGGUGAUCCAAAAUAAUAAGUCUGUGGUAUUUAAUGGUCUGUAACAGGUUGAUACAAACUGAUGCAUAUUUUUAUGCAUUAAAUCGUUAAAACGCUGGGUUUAGACUCAGCCUAGGGUCAUCAUGAAUACUGUUGUAUAGAGUUGUGGGUUUUUUAUUGGAAAAACAAUACAAAUGAGUUUUCUUCAACAUUGAUGUAAGGACGUGAAAUCAUUUGAGUGGCUUAAAUGAUUAAACUGGGAAUGUUUGGAGUUCUUUAAUAUGAAUUCAGUGUAUUUUAUAUGAUCACUAUCCUAUAUUUAUUAGGGACGCCACCAG
Messenger RNA from Ictalurus furcatus (blue catfish), 2120 nucleotides. RefSeq names its product E3 ubiquitin-protein ligase TRIM16-like. Bases 137 to 1819 code for a protein of 560 amino acids. The transcript is spliced from 6 exons. Gene Ontology annotation, molecular function: protein binding; zinc ion binding. NCBI's taxonomy places the organism in Eukaryota, Metazoa, Chordata, Actinopteri, Siluriformes, Ictaluridae. The record is from RefSeq and is a predicted model, not a curated record.